AUGACAGUUUCCUACACCCUGGAGGUGGCCAACGUGAGGUUUGGUGGCUUCACCAAGGUGCUGUUCAGGUGGAAGGGCAGCAUCUACAAGCUGCUCUACAAGGAGUUCCUCCUCUUCUGCGGCGUCUAUGUCUUUUUCAGCGUGCUUUACAGGCUGAUGCUCACACCCAAGCAGCAGGAUCUGUUUGAGCGCAUCGCCCUAUACUGCGACCAGUUCACCAACACCAGCUUCAUCCCCGUUCUUUUUGUGCUAGGCUUCUAUGUGACUUUGGCCUUCAACCGUUGGUGGGGUCAAUACACCAGCUUCCCGUUGCCCGACAACCUGAUGAUGGUGGUUUCCGGCAACGUCCACGGCACUGACGAGAGGGGUCGGCUGCUGCGCCGCACGCUGAUGAGAUGCGCCAACCUGUCUUCGGUUCUUAUCCUGCGUUCGAUCAGCACCAGGGUUCACAAGCGCUUCCCCACGUUGGAGCAUGUGGUGGAAGCUGGCUUCAUGACGUCACACGAGCUAAAAAUAUUUGAGUCGCUGCACUCGGACUUCAACAAGUACUGGAUGCCUUUGACCUGGUUCGCUAAUCUGGCGUCCAGAGCAAGAGAGGAGGGUCGUGUGAAGGACGACAUUGCUUUGAGACUCCUCAUGGAUGAGCUAAACAACUACAGGGCCAAGUGCAGCCUCCUGUUCCACUACGACUGGAUCAGCAUCCCUCUGGUCUACACUCAGGUGGUAACUUUAGCCGUCUACUCCUUCUUCGCCUUCUCUGUCAUUGGCCGCCAGUUCCUCAACCCGGACAAAGGCUACAAGGACCAUAAAUUGGACCUGUAUGUGCCUGUCUUCACACUGCUGCAGUUCUUCUUCUACGCCGGAUGGCUCAAGGUAGGAGAGUUGAUCAUCAACCCAUUUGGAGAGGAUGACGAUGACUUUGAAACCAACCAGCUGAUUGACAGAAACUUUCAGGUGUCCAUGCUGGCGGUGGAUGAUAUGUACCAGAACCUGGCUCCCCUAGAGAAGGACAAGCAUUGGGCUCAGAGACAUUUCUCAAUCCCUUAUACAUUGUCCACUGCAGCUGACAGUCUGAAACCAGCAUUCAAAGGUUCCACCUUUGACAUGAGGAUGAGCAUGGAGGAUCUGGAGAUCCACCAGCCCGGGACGAUAGGGCAGCAGAAAGAUGGUGCGUAUGUGCUGCGGGGUUGCAGCCUUCCAUCACUGAUUGACACAUCAUUACAUCACCUCAUGGAGAACACUGACAAUGAUGAGCACCGUCAUAAAGAACAAGUGAAGAUAAUGAUCAAAGUGGAAACAGACGAGGAAUAA
Dunckerocampus dactyliophorus (ringed pipefish) is the source of this 1311-nucleotide messenger RNA. RefSeq names its product bestrophin 4 (gene best4). Gene Ontology annotation, molecular function: chloride channel activity. The coding region runs from base 1 to 1311 and encodes 436 amino acids. The record is from RefSeq and is a predicted model, not a curated record. The transcript has 9 exons. NCBI's taxonomy places the organism in Eukaryota, Metazoa, Chordata, Actinopteri, Syngnathiformes, Syngnathidae.